AUGGACCGUGGUCUCUGCCGCCUCGUUGGCAGCAAACUCUGUGUGUACACGGAUACGUCCUUCAGCGACGGACGAGGAAUCUCGCUCUUCACCACUCCAGAGCUUGCCGAACAUGCCCUUGCCUUACCACCGUUCCAGAACCCAGACGCAUUGAAAGGCAUCAACAAAGCCAGCGGCACCUGGUACACGCAAGAAAUCCCCGGCAAAGGCAUGGGCAUGCUCGCAAAACGAGACCUUCAAUCCAAGGAUAGGAUAACUGCACACACGCCUGCACUACUCGCAUACCUGGAGUCUGAUCUAUCUACUACGGAAAGAGAGAAGUUCUUCAAGCUCGCAGUGUCACAGCUACCAGAGGAAACGAGGGAGAUGUACCUGGGUCUUGCAACCGUGUACGGCCUGCCACAGGUCAAGUAUCAAGACGUCGUUAAGGCAAACACGUUCCAGCUAGAUAUCGAUGGACACAACCAUCUCGCUGUAUUCCCGGAGACUUCGCGAAUGAACCAUGCGUGUGCGCCGAAUGCGCAAUACUACCUCGAUCCGACGCUAUUGACGCACUUUGUGCACGUAACGAGGCCUGUGAAAGAAGGUGAAGAGAUCACUAUCUCAUACACCUCACCUCUCGACCCCACGCACAUUCGCCAACAGCGACUCUCGCAAGGCUUCCACUUCACUUGCACUUGCACCCGUUGUAUCGAUCAUGAGAGAACAGACACCGUGCUCCAACAUAUCCAAGCGAUGCAGAACUCCCUCAACGACUGGUCUCCUUCCUCAACUGGUAGCCCAGACGUAGCCGAAGAACUUCUCGAUGCAUAUCGACAGGAGGGGCUUGAGGGCUUUAUGGACAUUCCUUAUGGGUUUGCUGCGCUCGCGUAUAAUGCCGCUAACGAUGAGGGGAUGGCGGCAGAGUAUGCGGAGAGGGCGGAGGAGUUGAUUUUGCUGAAGGAUGGGGCAUGGGCACCGAACUUGAGGAUUUGGCAAGAGCUGUUGAGGGAUCCGAGGGGGCAUUGGAGUUAUGGUAGGAGAAUGGGGUGA
Molecule: messenger RNA, 1032 nt
Organism: Didymosphaeria variabile
Lineage: Eukaryota; Fungi; Ascomycota; Dothideomycetes; Pleosporales; Didymosphaeriaceae
Exons: 4
Coding region: 1-1032 (343 amino acids)
Molecular function (GO): protein binding
Source: RefSeq, a predicted model, not a curated record